Messenger RNA from Ornithorhynchus anatinus (platypus), 6336 nucleotides. RefSeq names its product HIVEP zinc finger 3 (gene HIVEP3). Bases 1 to 6336 code for a protein of 2111 amino acids. Gene Ontology annotation, molecular function: zinc ion binding; DNA-binding transcription factor activity, RNA polymerase II-specific; RNA polymerase II cis-regulatory region sequence-specific DNA binding. The transcript is spliced from 8 exons. Gene Ontology annotation, cellular component: nucleus. NCBI's taxonomy places the organism in Eukaryota, Metazoa, Chordata, Mammalia, Monotremata, Ornithorhynchidae. The record is from RefSeq and is a predicted model, not a curated record. Gene Ontology annotation, biological process: regulation of transcription by RNA polymerase II.
AUGGAGCCGGAACCCGGGCGCCAGAGCACCGAAGCCGCCGCGUCCGAGCCACGUCCCCGACAGCGGCUUCCCCGGGGCGGGGAGGAGGCCCCGGCCAGCGCCUCGCCCUCGGCCCUGCCCCAGGGCAGCCCAGCCCCCUCCCCAGGACACCCACUCCACAACCCUCCGCCCCCGGGGCCCUUCCCCGGGCCCUCCCCGCUGCCCCGGGAGGGGUCACAGGAGCAGCCCGGCCCCCCGGCCCCGCUGCCGCCGGGCCCCGCGUUCAUGGCUCCCGGCGCCCCGGCGGGGCCGGCCUGGCCGCCGGUGGACGCGGCGAGGCCGGAGGGUUCGGGCUCCUUUCCGCACGGCCAGCUGCUCCCUGCCCGCCCGCCGCAACUCCUGCCCGCCGGGGACCCGCCAGCCCUGGCGAAGGCCUUCGCGCCCCGCCCGGCGCAGGCCGGCCCCCGGGCUCCCGAGGACGGGCCCCGCAGGGAGAAGAAGCCCCCGAAGCCCGGCAAAUACAUCUGCCAGUACUGCAGCCGGCCGUGCGCCAAGCCCAGCGUCCUGCAGAAGCACAUCCGCUCGCACACCGGGGAGCGGCCCUACCCCUGCGGCCCCUGCGGCUUCUCCUUCAAGACCAAGAGCAACCUCUACAAGCACCGCAAGUCCCACGCCCACCGGAUCAAGGCGGGGCUGGCCGCGGGCGCCGGGAUGCACCCGCUGGACUUGGAGGCGGAGCGGGCCGGCGGGGAGGACCUGGAGGAGCCCACGGAGGGCGAGAGCAGCGACUCGGAGGAGGAGGCGGCGGGGCCGGCCGACCCACCGUCGCGGCCCGGACCCCGCUUCCCGCCCGCCGGUCUGCGCGGCGGCCCCCAGGCCCCCGCCAGCGAGCCCCAGCCCCCCGAGGGCGGCGCCCCGGGCGGGGAGGCCCCCGCCGAGGCCCCGCCGGCGGCCCCCAAGCCCGAGGACAGCCACUCGAUCAAGCAGAAGCUGGCGCUGCGCCUGAGCGAGCGCAAGAAGGCCGUGGACGAGCAGGUGGUGUUCCUGAGCCCCGGCAGCAAGGGCAGCACGGAGUCGGGCUACUUCUCCCGCUCCGAGAGCGCCGAGCAGCCGCAGCCGCCGCAGCUCAGCCCGCCCAGCGCCAGCGCCAAGUCCUACGCCGAGAUCAUCUUCGGCAAGUGCGGGCGCAUGGGCCAGCGCGGGGCGGCCGGGCUGGCGGGGGGCCCGGCGCCCGCCUUCGGCCCCCUCUCCGCCUCGGCCUCCGGGGCCGCCGCCGACAAGCCGGGCCUGGGGCCGCUGCCGCCGCCGCUGUCCGUGCCGCGGACCCAGGUGAUCGAGCACAUCACCAAGCUCAUUACCAUCAACGAGGCGGUGGUGGACACCAGCGCCAUCGACAGCGUCAAGCCCCGGCGCAGCUCGCUGUCCCGGCGCGGCAGCCUGGAGGCCCCGAAGCCCGGCGCCCUCCGGGCCGCCCCGAAGCACGAGCCGCUCCCGCCGCUGCCCCCGCACGGCCCCCCCGAGGCCGCCCCGCUCCUCCGCAGCCACUCGCUCCCCUCGGCCGGCUGCCCCCGCAGCGCCCCGCACGCCUUCCGCGGCAGCUACUCCUUCGACGACCGCGUCGCGGCCUCCAGCGCCCCGCGCCGCGGCUCCUUCUCCCACCCGCGCACGCUCAAGCGCCAGCCCGCCUUCGAGCUGCCCCCGGGCGGGGAGUCGGGCCCGGAGGAAGCGGGCGGCGGCGGAGGCCCGGGGAGCAUUGCCGGCGGAGGCCCGGGGAGCACGGCCGGCGGAGGCCCGGGGAGCACGGCCGGCGGAGGCCCGGGGAGCACGGCCGGCGGAGGCCCGGGGAGCGGCGGCGGCGGCGAGCCCGGGGGCGACGGCGAGCCGGGGGGCGACGGCGGCGGGCCGGUCGGAGGCGAGGGAGCCCGCCGAAGCCGCAGGGGAGGCCGCGCGCGGGGGCUGCCCCACCAGUGCCACGUCUGCGGCGCCCGCUACAAGAAGAAGGACAACUUCAAGGCCCACAAGAAAUACUACUGCCCGGAGCUGCCGCCGCCCCGGCCGCCCGCCGCCCCCGGCUUCCCGGACCCCGACGGCCGGUCCUCGGGGGCACCGCCGAGGCCGGGCGCCGCCCCGGAGCUCGUCCCCCUGCGGAAGCGCCGCAAGGAGAAGAGCCUGGGGGACGAAGAGGACCCCCCCGGCUCGCCCCGCUUCCACCUGGCCCAGCCUCAUCCCGCCGGGACCGGGCCCAGCAGCGCCUUCGCCCGGCCCGCGCCCUCCGCCUCGGCCCCCGCGCCCACCGCCUCGGCCCCCGCGCCCACCGCCUCGGUCCCCGCCCCCGCUCCGGCCCCCAGCCCGGCCCGCGCCACCCCCAGGGCCCCGGUCGAGCCCGGGCCGCCGGAGCCCGGCCGGGACCGCCGCCCCGCGGCCAAAGAGAUCUCGGUCAUCCAGCACACCCGCUCCUUCGAGAAGGCCGAGGCGCCCGAGCGGCCGGCCGCAGGGGAGGGCGCCGAGCGGCCGGCCGCCAGCCUCGGCCCGCAGCCCCGGCUGGUCCGGCAGCCGCACAUCCAGGUCCCCGAGAUCCUGGUGACCGAAGAGGAGCCCGAGCGGCCGGCGCGGGCGCCCGAGCCCCCGCCCCCCGCCCCGGACCCCGACCGCCCCGACCGCCCCGACCGCCCGGCCGAGGAGUUCCAGUGGCCCCAGAGGAGCCAGACGCUGGCGCAGCUGCCCGCCGAGAAGCUGCCGCCCAAGAAGAAACGCCUGCGCCUGGCCGAGAUGGCUCAGUCCUCGGGCGAGUCCAGCUUCGAGUCCGGCUCCCUGCCGCGCAGCCCCAGUCAGGAGAGCAGCGUGUCGCACGGCUCCAGCCGCUCGGCCUCCUUCGAGCGGGACGAGCCCCCCGAGGGCGCCCCCAAGCCCUUCGGCUCCCACAUGCUCACCGUGCCCGGUCCGCAGACCCCGCGGCCCCCGCCCCCCGCCCCUGCGCGGGAGAUGCGGCGGUCGGCCUCCGAGCAGACCCCCGACGUGGCCCACUCGUCCCGGGUGGCCGAGGCGCGCAGCAAGUCGUUCGACUACGGGAGUCUGUCGGGGCCGGGGCCGGGGCCGGGGCCGGGGCCGGGGCCGGGGUCGGGGUCGGGGCCGGGGCCGGGGUCGGCGGCGAGGUCGGGCGCAGGGGGCGGGGGCGGCCCGGAGAGGCGCAGGGGCCUCCUGGUGCGGCAGGCCCCCCUGAGCCAGCCGCCCGAGCCCGAGCCCGAAGCCGCCGGACCCCGCGGCCGCCCCGACGCCGAGGACCCUUCGCCGCCGCCCCCGCCGCCCCCGCCGGCCCCGGCCUAUGCCGAGCGGCCGCAGGGGCUCUACCCGGCGCCGGCGCCGCCGCCCCCCCUGCGCGACGAGCCCUACCCGCCGCCCCCGGGCCCCCUCUUCUCCUUCCAGCCCCUCGGCCCGCAGCCGGGCCCAGCCGGGAGGCUCCUGCCCCCUCCAGCCGGGGCCGCCUUCCAACCGCCGCCGCCGCCGCCCGCCCCUUACCCGUUCCUGCCCGGGACCGGCGGCCCCGGCUCCUCGCCUUUCCCUCCGGGCUUCUUCUUGCCUCUCCCGGGCCCCUUUACCCUCCGGCUGCCCGGAGACGCCGGCAGCCCACCGCCCCCGCGAAAACCCAGCCCACCCUCCCCGACGGGGGCCGGGACACUGCCCCCCGGGGCCGCAGCCAGCUGGCAGCGCGUCGGAGCCCGGCCUGGCAGCCCCCCGGCGUCGGGACCGGGACCCGGACCGGGGCCGGGGCCGCCGGGUAGACUGAUCCGCCCGGGCCUGGCGGGGCCCGUGGCCGUCCCCGUCCGGGUCCAGAUCAGCGUGCCGAACUACGGGAGCGUCGUUUACACCACCCUGGCCCAGAGCCGAGCGCCGCGGGCCCCGGGCGGCCCGGGCUCUGGGCUCCGGCUCCGACUCCCGGGGGCCGGCCUCGUCCCGGCCGGCGGCGGGGCCCUGCCGGGGAGGGCGGCCGGCCCCGGGCUGGAUCCGGUGCCGGUCUCGUUCCUGCGGGUGCCCGAGCGGAUAGGCCCCGCCACGCAGCCGCCGGCAACCGCCCUGGGUCCGGAGACCGGUCCGCCCCCCGCGGGGGGCAGCAAGCGCCUGCUGUCGCCGGCCGGCAGCCUGGAGCUGGACCUGGAGCUGGACGCCGAGGCCCGGCAGCAGAAGCGGGUGAAGGAGGAGGGCGCCGGGCCCGAGGUCGGGGUCGGGGCCGAGGCGAUGCUGGGGCCUCCCGAGCCGGGCGUCAGCGACCUCGGGGCGCGACCGGGAACGUCCGGUUUGGAGGAGGGCCGGGACCCGAGCCGAGGGGCCUCCGACCGGCCCCCCCGCCCGCCCCUUCCCCCGCCCGCCCCGGCCGACCCCGGGACGCCGCCCCCCGCUCCCGGCCCUUCGGGUCCCGGCGCCGAGGAAAGGACUUGGCCCCCGGGGCUGCACACCGCCACGAGCGUCUGCUGGUGCUACCUGGACCGGGCUCUGCCGAGCCCCUCUCCGCAGGCCGCCCGGCGGGCCUCGCUCUCUGCCGCCUGGUGCAUCGGCCUGUACAGCCCCAACCUGCCCGGGGUGCCCACCAGGACGGCUCUGGCCCUCCUGCGCUCCCGCCAGAUGCGGACCCGGGAGCUCUACACCACCGCCAACACACCCCAGGGAGAGGCCCCUCUGCGCGUCCCGGACAGCUCCCCGACACCCAAGGUGACCGAGGUGCACCUGCCAUCCGGUGGGCCCCGGCAAGGCGGGGUCACAGAGGAGGAAGAGGAGGAAGAGGAGAAGAGGGGGAAGGCGGAGGUCACCGUCGCGUCUGUCACCACGAGGGGUGACCCCGUGAGGAUCAAGAUCUUCGAAGGAGGGUACAAAUCAAACGAGGACUAUGUGUACAUCCGCGGCCGCGGCCGAGGAAAGUAUGUGUGUGAGGAGUGUGGCGUGCGCUGCAAGAAGCCCAGCAUGCUGAGGAAACACAUCCACAGCCACAGCGACGCCCGGCCCUUUGUCUGCGACCACUGUAACUUUGCCUUUAAAACCAAAGGGAAUCUGACUAAGCACAUGAAGUCCAAGGCUCACGGCAAAAAGUGUCAGGAGCUGGGGGUGUUGGUGGAGCUGGAAGCUGAAGAAGGAGCCAGCGAGGACCCACUCCAGGAUGCUGAGGGGAGGCCAGGGCUCCAAGUUUCUGAUCUGGAGGACUCGGAUGUGGAACCGGAUGCGGAGGAGGAGGAGGAGGAGGCGGAGGAGGAGGAGGAGGAGGAAGAGGGCGAGGAGGAGGAGGAAGAGGAGGAGGAAGAGGAACCCUCUGCCCUGCUCCCAGAAUUGGCCCACUCCCACCCUCCCGCAGGCUCCCCACCAAGGCCCACUCCACCCUGCCAGGCCGUGCUCUCGCCCCGAGGAGGCAGCAGUGAAGCUGCAGCCGCUCACGGGCACCCCGGCGCCCGCAGGCCGGGCCCGACGUCCGAGUCCCCGACCUCGGCCUGCUGCGACUCCACCCCCUGCCACCCAGCGCGGAGGACACCUGACCAGCCGGACCCGCCGGACCGGCCCACGCUCCCUCAGAGACUCGCCACCAAAAAUCACCCUUCACCCCGGUGCGAGGCCCAGCCCGGGGAGACAUCUGCCGGGUGCCCUUUGCCACGUCUCCAGACGCUUCUCCUGCCCCGAAGCCCCGCGAGCCCGGGGCCCCUGCCCCCGUACCCCCUGCCCCUGCAGGGAGGGCUCUGUCCCCAGCAGCCCCCAGGCCCUGGAGGAGCUGGCUUCCUCGGCCCUGGAGCCACGGUCCGAGCCCCCGGAUGUGUCGAGCGAUGGUCGGCCCUGCCCUUGCCUACACCCCUACCUCACUGGCACCUCGGUCGGACUCCGGGCACCUGCUGGCUCAGGCCGCCGCCACCGCUUCCAAAGCCCGAGCCCAGGAGCCCCCCCCGGACCCCGGACCCCCCGACCUCUGUCACGCCCGACCCCGCGGCGGCCUUCCACGACCCUCCGGCGGCCCCCCACGACCUCCCGGCCUCCCUCCACGACCUCCCGGCCGCCCUACGCGGGCCCCCGAGCGUCUACAGCCACCUGCCCCGGCACUCCUGGCCGCCCCUUGCUCCGGUCGCCCACGGGCUGCGGGGCCUCCUCCCGCAGGCGCUGAGGACGAGUGGGCGUGCGGAGGACGGAGCCGGCCCCUGCCCCGCGCCCCUCGCCGCCCAGGCCCCCCUCCCGGCCCCCGCGGUGGGCGGGGAAGGGCCCCGUGGCCCCCGCAGCCCCUACCCUCCCGCGCCCCGCACUGUGGCCCCGGCCCCAAGCGGGGCCGCCCCUCCCAGCGAAGCGGGGGACCCUGUGCGGGGCGCGGGGUACCGGGGCCCGGAGGAAACGUGA